Messenger RNA from Felis catus (domestic cat), 6426 nucleotides. RefSeq names its product serine/threonine/tyrosine interacting like 2 (gene STYXL2). Gene Ontology annotation, cellular component: cytoplasm. The transcript is spliced from 5 exons. The record is from RefSeq and is a predicted model, not a curated record. Gene Ontology annotation, molecular function: MAP kinase phosphatase activity; protein tyrosine/serine/threonine phosphatase activity. Bases 2685 to 5909 code for a protein of 1074 amino acids. Gene Ontology annotation, biological process: protein dephosphorylation; negative regulation of MAPK cascade. NCBI's taxonomy places the organism in Eukaryota, Metazoa, Chordata, Mammalia, Carnivora, Felidae.
GUUUCAUGUCUCACAUUUAGGUCCUUAAUCCAUUCUGAGUUUAUUUUUGUGUAUGAUGUAAGAAGCGGUCCAGUUUCAUUUUUUUGCAUGUAGCCGUCCAGUUGUCCCAGCACCAUUUAUUAAAGGGAUUGUCUUCACCCCUGCCACCCCCGCCCAUGGAACUACCCUGGUUUCAGAGAAACCAGGGAGACAAGAGAAAAUCCCUUGUCCCUGGAAUCUCUUAGUCCAGGCGAAGUGGAAAUGACUGGUCACCCUACUUCAAGGGUGAUGGUGCUAUGGGGAACAUAACCCAGAAAAUGUUACAGGAAAUGAAAUUGAGCGAAGGAAAGGGGCCCCGCUUUAGGCUGAGCGGUCAGAACAAAGUGGGGAGAUGAGUAUGAUGGUUCUCUAUUUUACAAACAGGGAUCUGAUUCUCAGAGAAGUGAAAUGAGCUCUCAAAGGUCAUACAGCUAGUGAGUGGUUUUCUGAUUUCACUCCAGUGGCCUGAUGUCACCCUCUGCAGGUGACUGAGGGUAUACAGAAGACAGAGGCCAUGCCUCCUCCUGAGCGGUCCCCUCCUUAUCUGUUGCCUCUCUUAGGUGUGUUGUUGGUUCUCCAUCUUUCCCUCCCUCCCUUACUUCCCUGCCACCCUUUCAUUCUCUGUGCUGUGGUCCUAUCACCUGGAGCCUUACCGUGACUGAGGCAGCCCUUCUGUCCUUCCCUGCCCCUUCCCUCCCUUAUCUCACCUCUCUCCCAAACCACAUUUCAUCUUUAUGGAACCUUGGGUGGGCAUGAAAUGAAUCCCCAGCGUUUCUCAGUUAUGGCCAUUCCUUGGCAGUCAAUUCUUGAGUCCCUAUUUUGACCCUCAGGGUGGUUUGGUGACUGGCCAGGGGUGGUGCCAUGUUCCUCCUCAGAGAUGUGUUCCUUGACCACUCUUUCCAAAGGAGCCCCUAACUCCAGCCCUGCCCAGUCUCUGCCACACAACCUGUUUGCUUUCUCCCAGCUCUAACCACUGACAUCCCCCAGUUUCGUUCAUGCUCUCCCCUCUGGCAUUUCUUCCCCCAUCAUAUCUGCUCUUAUGAUCCAACUUGUUUUUUAAAAGACCAAUGUGUGUAUCAUUACCUCUUCUAUGGAGCCUUUCCUGACUUCUUCAGCCAGAAGGGCUCUUCCCUCCUGUGAACUCACACAGCACUCUGGAUCUCUCUUAGGAUACUAACUACAUUCUGCCUUAUGCUGGAGUUAUUUUUGAUCUGUGUCUCAUUCCUCCUAAUAAAGCGUGAGCUCAUUCAUUUAUUUAGCCAAUUUUUGAUGGUACUAUGUGCAAGACACUGUUCCAUUUGGCCAAGGAGAAGGACCAUUUUGAGCAUAUAAUUAUGUGACGCAUAGUAGAUAACCAUUUGUGAAUGGGUAGACCAAUGGGAUGGGAUGGAUGGAUGGAUGGAUGGAUGGAGGUGUAAUUAUAGAAUGUGUGAGAUGAGGGGCUGAACUAUUGGGUUUUUGGGCUUUGCUUUGGUCAUGGUGAUGGUGGGAGUUUACAAAGGGGAGUAAGGUGGGCUAUGAGCUCAUUUGAAGUUUAUGAAGCUUGUGGAAUUUUUUUAAUGUUUAUUUAUUUUUGAGAGACAGAGUGGGAGUGGGGGAGGAGCAUUGAGGGAGGGGGGACAGAGGAUUGGAAGCAGGCUCUGUGCUGACAGCAGCGAGCCCUGAUGUAGGAUUCGAACUCACAGAACUGUACCGUGAGAUCAUGACCUGAGCCGAAGUCGAACGCUCAAUCGAUUGAGCCAGCCAGGAGCCCCGAAGCUCGUGGGAUUUUUACACCACCCAGGCUUGCCACUUGACCAUCCCCACGAAUGUGAGUGUCGUCGGGGAGGGACUGUAGAGGGUGAACACAACUACUCGUUUACUAUUCAGAGUCAUCGCUGUUCAAAGAAACGUAACCCUGGCCACAAGCCGUUGACUAUACCCUUUCGUUGCACCAUGGUCCUCUCCCGACAUCCAUCAGAGCCCCUGCCCCAAUCUAUAUAUUGGGUAUUUUUUUCCCAGCACCCUCUAGACUGACAUGGGGCUGGGAUACAAUUUGUUCCGUUCUUCUAGAUUGGUGGCACUAGACCGCCUUCUGGAAAGACUUUGAAUAGGUAGCGGCAGGCAAGAGAGAGAGACCAAAGGAAACCUUUUCUUCAGGCCUCUCCAUCUAUGAAGCCUGACUGUCUUCUACCUUUGCUGCUCAAUGUCAGUGUCCGGUGUCCAGAGAAUCAGCCAGGAACAGGAGGGAAAGAGUUAAAUGGGGCCAGCUUUCAGGUCUGGGUCCUGAGACUGCAUUCCGUCCUCCCAGAGAUCUGCCAGGCUGUGGGGCCAGAGGCUAAAUUUAGAAGGUGGCUAAGAUUUCCCGUUAACAGCUGUCCUGUCCCUCAGAGCAGAAGCACCGAAGAGAGGAGAGAGGUUGGUCCCUCUCGCUGAUCGGAACUUUUGGCCCUUUUAUCCGGGUCCCUCAGCCCUUGGGUGACUGCCCUUUGGUGUGGAGAUCUAGGCAAAGCCGCGGGACUGGCGGGCUGUCAUGGCGACCAGCGGGGACCCAGAGGAGGAGCAGGUCGUCCCAAGUGAGGAGGAUGAAACCAGCGUGAGGGCCGUGCAGGCCCACUACCUCCGGAGCCCCUCCCCCAGCCAAAUUCAAGCCGCGGGGGAUCAGAGCCGAGGCAGAGUGUCCAGGCAUGCUGGAGUCGGCCGAGCACCUGCUGGUGGAGGACCUGUACAACCGUGUUAGGGAGAAGAUGGACGACAGCAGCCUAUACAACACCCCCUGCAUCCUGGAUUUACAGCGGGCCUUGGUCCAAGACCGCCAGGAGACCCCCUGGAAUGAGGUGGAUGAGGUCUGGCCCAAUAUCUUCAUAGCAGAGAAGAGUGUAGCUGUGAACAAGGCGAGGCUGAAGAGGCUGGGAAUUACUCACAUCCUCAAUGCCGCUCAUGGCACCGGCGUCUACACUGGGCCCGAAUUCUACACGGGCCUGGAGAUUCAGUACCUGGGUGUGGAGGUGGACGACUUUCCCGAGGUGGACAUCUCCCAGCAUUUCCGGAAGGCUGCCGAGUUCAUCGAUGAAGCCCUGCUGACCUACAGAGGGAAAGUCCUGGUCAGUAGCGAGAUGGGCAUCAGCCGGUCAGCAGUGCUGGUGGUGGCCUACCUGAUGAUCUUCCACAACAUGGCCGUCCUGGAGGCCCUGAUGACUGUGCGGCAGAAGCGGGCCAUCUACCCCAACGACGGCUUCCUGAAGCAGCUCCGGGAGCUCAAUGAGAAGCUGAUGGAGGAGAGAGAAGAAGACUCCGGCCAGGAAGGGGGGACGGAUGAGGCUGAGGAGGGCGAGGACGCGGGGAGCGGCAGCAGGGCCAGGGUGGGCGCCCUCACGGUGGAGGAGGAGGACGACACCUCCAGCCACCUGAGCGGCUCCUCCCUGGGGAAGGCCAGCCAGGCCUCCAAGCCCCUCACCCUCAUUGACGACGACGAGGAGGAGAAGCUGUACGAGGAGUGGAGGAAGGCGCGGGGCCUCCCCGCAGCCAAGGCCCCCCCGGGGGGACACGGCAGGCGCUCAGCCUCCGGCCAGGAUGGCGGGGAGCCUGAAGACGAGGACGUGGACAGGAUGAUCCGGGAGUGGCAGAGCCGAAACGAGAGGUACCAGGCGGAGGGGCGUCAGAGGUGGGGUAGAGAGGAGGCAGAGGCGGAGGCGGGCGACGCCGAGGGCUUCGUGACGAGGCGACGCAGGCACACCCUGAGCGAGAGCAGCACUUCGGCGAGUGUCCGCGCUCGCGACGUCCGGGUCCUGGAGCAGCAGCCGGAGACGGGCGGCCAGAAGCGAGGGGGCAGGCGCCGCUCGGACUCCGUGUCCACCGAGAGCACCUGGGACGUGUGGAACCGGAGGCUGCUGGAGAUCGAGAGGGAAGCCUCCCGGGAGUAUCACUCCAGGAGCCAGCGGGAGGCGGCGGACGCGGGCUCCGAGGCGGGGGGCAGGGUGCGAGAGGACGACGAGGAGAGCGUGUCCUCCGAGGCCAGCUCGUUCUCCGACUUCUGCAGCCGGAACAAGGACAAGCUCACCGCCCUGGAAAGGUGGAAGAUCAAGAGAAUCCAGUUCGGCUUCCACAAGAAAGAGCUGGGGGCCGGGGCCGGCAGCACCGAGCCAGGGGCGGAGGAGGCAGGGGCCGAGAGGCGUCUCUCCGACGUCAACCUGACGGCCUACCAGGCCUGGAAACUGAAGCACCAGAAGAAGGUGGGCGGCGAGAACAGGGAGGAGGUGGUGGAUCUCAGCAAGGGCGAGGACGCUGCCUCGGCCAAGAAGAGGCAGCGGAGGCUGGAGCUGCUGGAGAGGAGCAGGCAGACGCUGGAGGAGAGCCAGUCCCUGGGAAGCUGGGAGGCAGACAGCUCGGCGGCGGGCAGGAGCAUCCCCCUGUCCGCCUUCUGGUCUGCGGCCCCUUCGGUCAGGGCCGGGGAGGACGCGGCAUCGGUGUUCAGCACCCGGAGCCACGGCUCCCGCCCCUCUCAGGCUGGAAGCAACAGAGGCGGAUGCCCGGCCUCUGCCCCCGGCCCCGCACCGCCUGACCUGCCCGUGGGGCCGGGAGACACCAUUUCCAUCGCCAGCAUCCAGAACUGGAUUGCCAGCGUGGUCAGCGAAACUCUCGCCCAGAAGCAAAACGAGGUGCUGCUGCUGUCCCGCCCGCCGUCCGUGGCGAGCGCGAAGGCGGCGCCGGAGGCCAGCUGCCUGGGGGACGACCAGGUGUCCCUGCUCAGCGGACACAGCAGCUCCUCCCUGGGCGCCUGCCUCCUGCCCCGGGGCCAGCCGGGACCCGGCCCCGACUCGCAGUCCCUGCUGUCCUCCCGCACGGCGCCGGGCUCGAGGGCCGAAGGUCUUGGGAGCAAAGUCAGGGGGACCGGCAAGCCGGUCUACAGCCUCUUUGCUGACGACGUCGACCUGAAGGAGCUUGGCCGGAAGGAGAGGGAGAUACAAAUGGGGCUGAGGGAGAAGAUGUCCGAGUACAAACUAGAGAAGCUGGCCUCCGACAACAAACGGAGCUCCCUCUUCAAGAAGAAGAAGGUCAAGGAAGAUGAGGAGGAGGAUGGGGGCGACAGGGACGAGGACACUGACAGUGCCAUAGGGAGCUUCCGGUACUCCUCCCGCAGCAAUUCCCAAAAACCCGAGACAGACACGUGCUCCUCCCUGGCUGGCCCUGAUCGCCGUGGAAGCGCUGGCAGCGUCGGCAAAGACACGGACGGCAGUAUCGCUAAGUGGCUCAGUGGCCUCAGGACGGAGGAAAAGUCUCCUCCCCAGAGCGACUGGUCUGGAAGCUCCAGGGGGAAGUACACCAGAUCUUCCCUGCUCCGGGAGACGGCGUCCAAGUCCUCCAGCUACAAGUUCUCCAAAUCGCAGUCGGAGGAGCAGGACACGUCCUCCUACCAUGAGGCCAGCGGCAACUCCGUAAGGAGCACCUCACGGAUCUCUUCCUCCUCUACCCGGGAGGGCAGAGAGAUGCACAGAUUCUCCCGGUCGAUGUUCAGCGAGACCUCGAGCUCCCGGGAGGAGAGCCCGGAGCCCUACUUCUUCCGCCGGACCCCUGAGCCCUCGGAAGGGGAAGAGUCCCCGGAACCACGGCGUCGGAACUGGGCCAGGCCCAGGGACUGGGAAGACGUGGAAGAGUCGUCCAACUCAGACUUUUCUGAAUUCGGAGCCAAGAGGAAAUUCACGCAGAGCUUCAUGAGGUCUGAGGAGGAGGGAGAGAAAGAGAGGAUGGAAAGCAGAGAAGAAGGGAGGUUUGCUUCGGGGCGGCGGUCCCAGUAUCGGAGAAGCACGGACGGAGAGGAAGAGAAAGAAAUGGACGACGAAGCCAUCAUCGCUGCCUGGAGACGUCGGCAGGAAGAAACCAGGACUAAGCUGCAGAGAAGGAGGGAGGAUUAAGCGGGGCCAGGCGGACCUGGGAGACUGAGAACGUGGCAAGAAGCCGCGCGGCUCAGCACAGGGAUCAGGACACACAUUGCCACCACCCGCCAAGGGACAGGGAUGCGGAAAGGAUCGUCCUGAGGGGCAGAGCCUAAAAGAGAGGUACCAGGCAGCGGGGCCCCAGAGGUGCGGUAGAGGGGAGGAGGAGAGCCGUCGGCGUGCGGUCUGCAUGCUAGGCCACCUGACACCGUUUUCUGUUGCCCGGCGUCCUCUUGGCCUUUGACGCUUCCCUCGGGUAUUUGACAGUGUCCCUCACCUACUGGCGAGGUGAGCUCGUGAUGGAACCAGAGCUUGCCAGAGACUUCGGCUUACGUCCGCGGGAGGACUGAAUGCAGGACGUGGUUCUGUGUGUGGUUCUGUAACGAGACCCAGGAAGUGUCUCCUGUGGCAAGUCUCCCCUCUGCUGACAAAGCUGGGUUCUCGUUGUUCCUUUCCGGUGCUUUGGAUCUCCAUUAAAGUGGUAUGUUGUCAAACA